This is a messenger RNA of Necator americanus (New World hookworm), 855 nucleotides long. RefSeq lists its product as uncharacterized. The coding region runs from base 1 to 855 and encodes 284 amino acids. Gene Ontology annotation, cellular component: nucleus. The record is from RefSeq and is a predicted model, not a curated record. Gene Ontology annotation, biological process: chromatin remodeling. Lineage: Eukaryota; Metazoa; Nematoda; Chromadorea; Rhabditida; Ancylostomatidae. Gene Ontology annotation, molecular function: catalytic activity. The transcript is spliced from 2 exons.
AUGGAGACUGUCUCAGACUGUACCUACAACGCGAAAACAGUGUCCACAGACGCUGACCUACAUGCCCUUCUCGAAGCUGCAGAGCGUAUCAAAUUUCACGUGAUUGCUCGGCAGGAGACCAAGUGCAGAAGGAGCGACGUACGACAAAUGAAUGACGCUACACUCGUCAUUCGUGGAGAGAAGGUUCCGUCGCGAAAUGUAGGCGGUGUUGGUUUUGUUGUGCACCCAUCUGUCGUCCAUCUUGUCGAUUCUCACGAGAUCCUGUCACCUCGUCUGGCCAUUCUUGGCCUCCGCCCUCUGCGCCAAAAAUCCAUCAGUAUCAUCAACUGCUACUCACCAACAUCAGCAGCUGAUGAACCCGAAUUGCACGCGUUUUACGAAGAGCUGGAGGAAGUAGUCCGCAACGAGAAGUCCUUUUACAAAUUCGUUGUCGGAGACUUCAACGCAAAACUAGGAAAGGCCACAGAAGAGGAAUACAGGAUUGGAAGAUUUGGACUAGGGGACCGGAAUGAAAAUGGCAAUCGUCUCGCCUGGCUGUUGUCCGCCGCUCGCCUCUUUCAUGGGAACUCUCUUCUCAUGAAAAAAGAUCAUCGUCGGUGGACAUGGGAAUCGCCCAAUGGCGCGACUAGUGCGGAGAUCGACCACAUACUCACCAACGGGAGUGGUUCUGAUCACCGUCUCCUUCGUGCGAAAAUACGACUUAGCCACACGAUGGAAAAGAACAUCUGCUAUCGGCAACGAAGGAGAAAAGAAGUCGUCUACGACGACUGCGUACUCGAGGACUUCCUGUCCCAAGGUGACUGGCACACCGAGGAGGACCCAAACGUGGACUACGAGAUGCUGCUCAGAGGAUAA